Messenger RNA from Oikopleura dioica, 249 nucleotides. Lineage: Eukaryota; Metazoa; Chordata; Appendicularia; Copelata; Oikopleuridae. The record is from the annotation of a GenBank genome assembly.
AUGGACGAAGCGAAAGAAAUCUGGAUUCCUGAGGCAAAGAUUGUGCUCGACAUUGCGCCGGCUGACUUGCCUGAUGGUUUCGUUUUUGGCGAAGAUGACUCUGAUUUCGACCUUUCUGACUGUGAGGACGAGGCGGAUGGCGACUUGCCCGAUAGUGAUGAAUCAUCAUCUGAUGAUGAUGAAGAAGAGCAGGAAGAGGAUGGCUACUGUCCCUAUAGCUUGGCUCCGCAGCCUGUGUUAAAAACCUGA